AAAACUGCGGAUUUGAGAAGAGAUGAUCGGAGUUGGGAAGAUGAAGCAGUAUUCCAACGUUCUCGACAAGCCCCUCGGCAAAGGCAAACAAGAGGUGAGCUUGAGUGCAUUUGCUUUCUUAUUCUCGGAACUUGUCCAGUACAACCAGACGCAGGUCGACAAUAUUGCCGAACUGGAAAGAAGACUUGAGGAUGCCGGGUAUGCAGUUGGAGCUCGAGUUCUAGAACUUCUUUGCCACAGGGAGAAGGGAAACCGAAGGGAGACAAGAUUGCUUGGAAUUCUGUCUUUCGUCCAUAGUACAGUGUGGAAGGUGUUGUUUGGAAAGGUUGCUGACUCGCUUGAAAAAGGGACAGAAGAUGAAGAUGAGUACAUGAUCAGUGAGAAGGAGCUUCUCGUGAACAGGUUACUGUCAAACUCAUUCGUUAACUGUAAACACUCGAGGAAUGACUGUUGUGUUGUUGAUUUAAGACAGACCAUAGAUAAAGGAUGGAUCUUUACUGGUUCAUUUCCAAAAGACAUGGGAACAUUCAACUCUGGGGCAUUUGCUGCCGGGAUAGUCAAGGGAGUUCUGGAGGGUGCAGGGUUUCCUGCUGUUGUAACGGCUCAUUUUGUGCCCAUUGAAGGACAACAACGUCCUCGGACCACCAUUUUGAUUAAGUUUUCUGAAGAGGUGCUGAAAAGAGAGUCGAGUCUAGGUUGACUUGACGCCAAACUCUAUUUCCCUUAGAUUCAGUCUUGUGUUCUUUGGUGAGAUGGCCAUGGCCAUGGACAUGGACCGAGCUUUUGUCACGUAUAUAUACUAUUAGAAGUGAUGAUUUGUAUGAAGUGUUUUGCCAAUCUGAUAUAGACGUGGCCGUACAUUCAUGUAAAGUAAAAGCCUGUUCCUAGUUUUAUGAUUGAGGAUUGCAAGAGCUUAUUACACAA
Molecule: messenger RNA, 924 nt
Organism: Tarenaya hassleriana
Lineage: Eukaryota; Viridiplantae; Streptophyta; Magnoliopsida; Brassicales; Cleomaceae
Product: trafficking protein particle complex subunit 5-like
Exons: 7
Coding region: 23-700 (225 amino acids)
Biological process (GO): endoplasmic reticulum to Golgi vesicle-mediated transport
Cellular component (GO): TRAPPII protein complex; TRAPPI protein complex; TRAPPIII protein complex
Source: RefSeq, a predicted model, not a curated record